UGGUAAUUGGGGGUCCUUUGGGGUAGAUAGACUCACCGAGAAACUACUUGCAGACUGCAUUUGCGACAAAACUGACCACAACAAAAUAUAUCAGCUAGUAUAUAUAUGAAAAGAAUGGACACUGUUGACAAAGAGUCCACACCUGUUAAGAUCAAUGAUUAUUUUCUAAGUCCAGGGAAGAAGAAUGGAGUUGACAAUGGUAUCCCAAAGUCCCAAUUUCCAACAUCUGAAUCAAACUCUAAGACUAAUGUUGAAAAAGCAUCUCAAAAUGAAAGAAGAGAAAUUAACAGAGCAACCUUAGCUGUCAAUUCUCCCAGGGCAAAGAUGAACAAGAAAAAAAAAUUAGUAGAGACGCGGCAAGACAACAAACUGUUAACAGAUUAUUUUCCUGUGAGAAGAAGCAGUCGCAAACCUAAGUCAGAAUUAGAGAAAGAAAAAAAAGCUGCAAUUGAGGAAAAAGUACUGAAAAAUAUUGAGGAAGGUUUAGAGGUUGUUGACUUAGGGGAGAAAGGACGAGGCGUCAUUGCAACCAAACAUUUUUAUCGUGGAGAUUUUGUUGUGGAAUACGCAGGAGACCUCAUUGAUCUCUCAACAGCAAAGCAGAGAGAAAAGAAGUAUUCAGAGAAUCCACAAUUUGGUUGUUAUAUGUACUAUUUUGUACACAAAAAUAGAAAUUACUGUAUCGAUGCAACAGCAGAGAGUGGAAGAUUGGGCCGACUCAUCAAUCACAGUAAAACAGCAGGCAACUGUCACACCAAGCUGACGGAGAUCAAGAACCGACCGUACCUCAUGUUGAUGGCCUCGAGAGACAUUUCGGUCGGUGAAGAACUUUUGUAUGAUUACGGUGACAGAAACAAGGACUCCCUAGAAUCUCAUCCGUGGUUAAAACUUUGAUUAAUUUAGUUUACCAUGGUCUUGUUUUGUUAUUGUGUUAAUAAAAUUGUAGAUAGGCAUCAUUGUUUUUUUUUUUGUUGUAUCAACAUGAAAUCAUCUGACAUUAAAAUUGUAAA
Molecule: messenger RNA, 1010 nt
Organism: Magallana angulata
Lineage: Eukaryota; Metazoa; Mollusca; Bivalvia; Ostreida; Ostreidae
Product: N-lysine methyltransferase KMT5A-like
Exons: 8
Coding region: 106-894 (262 amino acids)
Molecular function (GO): histone H4K20 methyltransferase activity; protein binding
Source: RefSeq, a predicted model, not a curated record